Molecule: messenger RNA, 5078 nt
Organism: Cololabis saira (Pacific saury)
Lineage: Eukaryota; Metazoa; Chordata; Actinopteri; Beloniformes; Belonidae
Gene: rabl6b
Product: RAB, member RAS oncogene family-like 6b
Exons: 18
Coding region: 403-2691 (762 amino acids)
Cellular component (GO): cytosol; nucleus
Molecular function (GO): GTP binding
Source: RefSeq, a predicted model, not a curated record
UUUUGACAGUCUGACAGGAUGUUACAGGUCCGCGGAGCUGCUCUUUGAGGGAAUGUGGCUGCUACAUCUCUGUCAGGAUGGAUGUCGGACAGAUGUUUUAAGGGGAAUAUGUUGGGGUUGUAUAUUCUCAUCUUAUUAAAUGACAUGAUCAUCUUAACAACAUGGUAGUUGCCUCCUCUACUGUCUGGCAAAAAAAAAACUAUAUCAGUUCAAAUCUAAGAGAUGUUAAAUUCAGUGUCAAUUUAGUCAUUUAACCCACAUUUGCUCAUAAACAUGGACCAUUAACAUCCUCAGCCAUCACUAUACAUUGUUACGUUUUUCCUUCUGAUACCACCUGAGAGAUUGUCAAGCAUAGUCCCACUAUUCUACCACGUGCCACUGCACGUUUGAGAAGUCUCAAAAAUGUUUUCGGCACUGAAAAAGCUUGUAGGGUCUGAGCCAGGUCAGCUCAGGGAGAAAAACAUUCCUGCUGGACUGCAGUCGAUGAACCAAAGUUUGCAGAGGCGCUUUGCCAAAGGCGUCCAGUAUAACAUGAAAAUAGUCAUCAGGGGAGACAGAAAUACUGGAAAGAGUACUUUAUGGCAUCGACUGCAGGGAAAAAAGUUUGUGGAGGACUACAUACCCACUCAGGAGAUCCAAGUCACAAGUAUUCAUUGGAAUUACAAAAUGGCCCCAUAUCAAGCUACUGAUGAUGUGGUUAAGGUAGAGGUGUGGGAUGUGGUGGACAAAGGCCAAAAAUACCCUCUUCCUGAAGGUGUAGGCAAAGGUAAACGGCGUGGGGAAAACUUAAAACUGGAGAAUGAACCACAAGAGUCAGAUGAGGUGGCCCUGGAUGCAGAGUUCCUAGAUGUGUACAAGAACUGCAAUGGAGUCAUCAUGAUGUUUGACAUAACCAAGCAGUGGACAUUCAACUACAUCCUGAGGGAACUCCCCAAAGUACCCACCCAUGUGCCGGUGUGUCUCCUGGGAAACCACCGGGACAUGGGGGAACAUCGGGUCAUUCUUCCUGACGACAUCAGAGAUCUUAUUGCUGGACUGAACAGACCAUUGGGAGCAUCUUACAUCCAUUAUGCUGAGUCUUCUAUGAAGAAUGGGUUCGGUUUGAAGUAUCUGCACAGGUUUUUUAACAUCCCCUUUCUUCAGCUACAGAGGGAAACCCUUCUGAGGCAACUGGAGACCAACCAGCUGGAUAUGGACGCCACCUUAGAGGAGCUUUCUGUCCAGCAGGAGACUGAGGAUCAGAACUAUGAGAUUUUCCUGGAGAACUUGGAAUCUCGAUGUAAGGGCUAUGCUUCUCCCGGUCCAGCCAAUGGUCAGACUCCUUCUUCUGGCUCUCAGUCUCCCAUCGUCCCUCCGAGUGGGCCGUCCACCGGCAGCUCCAGCCCCAGCACCCCGCAGCCUUCUCUACCCUCUCAGGUGCUUCCUCAGCCCCAAUCUGUGUCUGCCUCGUCACCUCCGUCUCCCGCCUCAACGGCUGCUGGGGCAGCUUCGCCCGUCACAGAGAUGACGACGAUGGCCCAGUCACCUGAACACCAACAUUCCUCAGCUCCAUCUGCAGGAUCAGCCCCCCAGAAACGCGGGUUCAUCUCCCGCUGGUUUGGCUCUUCUCCUGCAACGGAGACUCCUGCUUCUGCACCAGAGGAACCUCUUCCACCGGUGUGUCCUGCUAAAGUGCAGAGUGUGGAUGAUUUUGUGCCUGAUGAAAGGCUGGACAAGAGUUUCCUAGAGGAUAGCCUGCCGUCAAAGAGCAAGGUGCCCCAACAACCCACUUCAGCUGCAGACAGCGACAGUGAUGGUGAAGAUAAAGGAAAUCCAAUGGUGUCUGCUUUCCAAGAUGAGCUGGAUCCUGAUGAUGCAGGGACCCACCUCCCUCAGGCCAAGACCCUCCCCCCCAGUAAAGAUAUCACACUAACCAGUGACGAGGAGGAGGGAGAACCAGCUGCCACUACAAUCACACUGGACCAAGACCUGGGUAGCGAGCCGGACUUGAAAAGGUAUGAAAUUCAGCUCACAAAAGCAAAGGAGAUGUCUAAAGAAGCAGAGAGCAGAGACCAGAACAUCUCCCCCAUCGCUCUCACCUUAACUCCAGCGGCAGAGCCAUUAGCUCACAACCAAGGCAAGAAGAAGGGAAGUCCUAAAGUGGAGGACUCGGACACAGACCCAGAGGCCCCCUUGGCCCAGCAGAUGCUCUCGUUUGUCAUGGAUGACCCUGAUUUUGAGUCUGACGCAUCUGAUACACCAAAAAUCUCAAAGGAUGCAUUUCCAGUCAGAGAUGAACUUCUGUCUGACCUCUCUGAUGAUGACAUGAAUUUAGCAAAGGUGCCCGAGCCCCUGAAGCCCACGGUGAUCUCCUUCAAACCCAAGGACGAUACCGACCUGUUCGGCCUCGGAAUCCAGGAGGAGCCUCCUGCCUCCAAGGACAGCAGCGAGGAUCAGGAAGAGAAAGAAAGCAUACCCUCCUCCAAAGAAAAGAAAAAGAAGAAAAAGAAAACCAAGGAGGAGGAUGAAAAGAACAAGAAAAAACAUAAACACAAGAAAAAGGAAAAAGAUGAAGUUGUAGCAGGAGAUGAAAAGGAGAAAAAGAAAAAGAAAUCCAGAUCCAAGAAAACAGAAGUGGAUGAACUAGAAGAAUUUUUGGGUGGAGGAACAGGAUCAGUUAAAAGAGAGGAUGGGGAUUAUGAAGAACUAUAAACGUUUCUGUUGGAAUACUUGGGACAUGGAGCAGUGAAGCAGCUCCAAGAUGUGUAAUAUUAAAAAGAAAAAAAAAAAAAAAAAGAAAUCCCGGUUCCUUGAUCUGUGUGUGCUUAAAGUCUCAUCUCUAAGCUGUACACUGUACCAAGGCUGCCAGGUAAACGCAGGUAAACUAACAGAGAGGCCGUUACCUGUGUGUUCCCGCAGCCUUUUCUCCUAUCUUUCCUUCUGCUUUCAUUUCAAUCCCAACUAAUAAGAAAAAGCAGGAGAAUCACUAUGAAGGUUAUGAAUAUUAAGAUCAAAUUUAACUAUCAUUGUAUACACAGUUUAGUGAAUAAUCUCAUUUUAGAUUUUUUUUUCUUUAACCACUCCAAAUCAACUGCUUUAGUUCCAGUUCCAGUCUGAAUGCUCAUGUGGUUAUUAUAAUAAUUGCAAGCAUGCUCAGAGUGAUGUCUGAAUCCAUAAAAAUUCCAUUCAAGCCAUUGCUGCUUUUCUACUUUUUGUCUUAAAUGGUUGAUGACAAAUAAUAUUUUGUGUCUAAUGAGCGUUGAUGACUAAUUUUAAGGUCAACUGAUUUAAAAGCGACUUUUUUCCACUCCAGGAGUAUUUCAUCUGCACCUAAAUCUGGAAAUGCUUCUUUCUUACCUUGUGUCUGAUGUUUUUUUUCCACCUGUGGUUGUAUUUACAACUGUUCUUUAUCACACAGCUGACUCUUAACAGCCUUCAAAAACCUAAUUUCUGUAAGCUAUUCAUGCAAAGUUCACAAGAUUACUUUGUUGUGCCACCAUUGCAAUUUUAGUUGAUUGUGUUCACAUUUUAUUCAAUCAGGUUUACUAGAUAUCUACAGCUGUAAACACAUUACUGGUUUACACUCCAAAAAACAGCUAAGUGGCUCAUGAGUUUGGCAGAACUAAGAAGUCAAUUUCUACUUAAAGCAUGAUCAGUAUGUGGACGUGCCAUCAGCGCGUCCCCACGCUGUGAGGAGGCCGUACCUGUAUUUAAUACCGGUAUUUAAUCUUCAGGCUGGUAGCUUCUUCAGAGUCUGAUCUAUGAGAUGUUGUCGGGCUAAAGCAGUUAGUUUCACGUUCUGGUCCAAGGCCUUAAUGCAGGUUACUACAAGGGAAUGAUGUGCAGCUGUCCUCAAACAAUUUUAAGUGUUCUUACUGUAAGUUGUUGAGUAACUCAUUUAGGUUUUUGCCCUAGUCUUUUAUUGGUUGAUCUGUGAUGGUUCAUCUUUAAAGCCUGUUACAAGUUUGCAGUGAAUCAGUACAUUUAUUUGUCUUGAGAUCCGUUUGUUGUUCUAAAUGAUUAUGUAAAGAUUCCUCUGUUAGCGCAAUAUUUUCACGCUCAUCUCAUUGUUUUAUCCUGGCUAUUUAUUGCACCGAUUGUUUUUGGUUUUGUUGCAAAAUACCGAGUUUUUCCCCUUUGGAUGUUUUGUGCUCUGAAUGUCCUCUGUGAUCAAAUUCAUCAUUCCACUGCUUUUUAAGGACAUGGAAAUGUCACCUUGAAUUGCUUAUUACUUCCAUGACGUCUGCUGUCCAGAAGCCUCACUUUGCUGCAUGACGUGCAUCAAACUAUUUCACAGAAGUGGAGCAUCCAGGAGAAACUGAUGUUUUUAUUUUCAACCACAUUUUAACAACAGACAAAUGUCAUAGUUUUCCAUUUCCAGCAUACAGUUACAGCCUGUUGGUCUACAAAGAAGAAAUAUUUGAUAUCACUAAGCUUAAACUAUGCAGCAUUAAUCCUGAAUACUGUGGAUGUUCAUUUUUAUUUUUGUGUGUAUUUUUUUUUUUUUAGGAUAAAUGCUGAUAACAGUUUCAAGCAAAGCAUGAGACUAACAUUUGCAGUAAGAAAGAAUGUACUCUAUAAAGUAUUUAAAUAAAUAUAUAUAUUUGAAGAGCUUUAUUCCAAAAUGGCACACCAUGUGGAGACUAAUGCCACUGAACUAUUUAAAACUAAAUAAAACACGAUUUGCAGAAGUUUAUUACAACUUCUGCUGACUAAUGUUGUAACAUUCCUUAGAAUUAUAAUCACUUCAGAAAUAUUGGAUUUCAGGUAUUUUCUUUCUCCAAAUGGGUUUAAAAGCAUCUUGGAAUGAAGCCCUAAAUUAAUUUUUCAUCCCAUAACGUUCCCUCUUUACACUUUGCUUAUGUUUGGUUUGUUCAAUAAAUGCAAACUUAUUUCUUCAUAGAAGAGGGAAAGAAAAUAUGACUUUUUAUUGUUUUUAAACCCUAAACAUAUACAUCCAGAUCUAGGCCAGGAUUUAAAACUUCUAAUGACUUUAGCCUGUGAAAGAUGCUUUGUUGAUAUUCUGGAUUGCUGUUCGCAGCAAUGAAGCUCCUCUGAUUUCUCAAGCAAAAAAAUAAAAGAUUGGUAUAUGGAUUUAA